AUGGCAGGUUUAAUGGGAGUAACGGCAUUUCUUUCAAUGUGGAUUAACAAUUCUGCAUCAACAUCAAUUAUGAUGCCUGUAGCGUUGGCUAUUAUCAACGAACUUGAGAGACAUGGAAAAAAUUUUAUCACUAAACGACAACAUAACACAACAGCAAUAGCUGUUCAAAAUGAUGCAUUCGAUUCUACUGACGUCGAAGUACCUAUCGAAAAUACGAGUAACGAAAUACAUCUUGAUACACAAAGUAACAAAGCAUCAAAACAUGAAGUACCCGUUGAAGUAAAGACACAUUUCAGAUUCGUAUGUUGUAAACAACAAAAAAUGUCGCUGAUUGAUCCAGUCAAGCAAAAGUACGAUCAAUUAAGAAAAGGAUUUCUUCUUUCGGUGGCCUAUUCAUCAUCUAUUGGUGGAUUAUCCAGUUUAGUUGGUACCGGACCUAAUGUUUAUCUCAAAGGCUUUACAGAUGAGUAA
Molecule: messenger RNA, 471 nt
Organism: Rotaria sp. Silwood2
Lineage: Eukaryota; Metazoa; Rotifera; Eurotatoria; Philodinida; Philodinidae
Source: the annotation of a GenBank genome assembly